Messenger RNA from Limulus polyphemus (Atlantic horseshoe crab), 1162 nucleotides. It is a transcript of the gene mRpL4, whose product is annotated as 39S ribosomal protein L4, mitochondrial-like. The record is from RefSeq and is a predicted model, not a curated record. The transcript is spliced from 10 exons. The coding region runs from base 134 to 1054 and encodes 306 amino acids. Gene Ontology annotation, biological process: translation. Gene Ontology annotation, molecular function: structural constituent of ribosome. Lineage: Eukaryota; Metazoa; Arthropoda; Merostomata; Xiphosura; Limulidae. Gene Ontology annotation, cellular component: ribosome.
GUUGUGCACAGUUAAAUGUUAGGCUUAGUUUGAUUUGUGAAAAUAUGAAUACAAGCGUCUUUCUUUUUGAUUUUGUGUAAAAGGAAAACAUUUAUUUAUUAUUUAGGUAAUAAUAAAUAUUUAAUUAAAAAUAAUGAAUCUAAAAUUUUUGUGUAAUAUGUCAUCGAACAUUGUGAGCUUUACGCCUUUAAAACAGGUAUAUAGGAACAUUCAUGUAUGUAGAUGUCUCAGUUCGACACUUGUAGAAGAUACUCCAGAUAUUUCUAAAGUAAUUGUUUCACCUCAUGUACCAAGUUCGGGAAGGCCUCCAUUACCCAUCAUUACUUCUCGAAAGUUGGACUGUUGUCCUAAGUUUACUAAACCAAGACAGAGCUGGGUUGAGAGUUUGGAUACUGUUGAAGGAGAGAAGCUGGGAUUUGUAGACUUGCAUCCUUCAGUAUUUGCUGGUUUUCCUAGAGUUGACAUUUUAAAUCUCAAUAUUUCUUGGCAACAACUUUACAGACGUGUGGACUGGUCUACAACAAAAACUCGAGCUGAAGUUCGAGGAGGAGGGCGUAAACCAUGGCCACAGAAAGGACUGGGAAAGGCUAGGCAUGGCAGUAUACGUUCCCCAUUAUGGAGAGGAGGUGGAAUUGCUCAUGGACCACGUGGACCUCGGACUUACUUCUACAUGCUGCCUUUCUAUUCCCGUGUGAAAGGUUUGAUCACAGCCUUGUCAGUCAAGUUUGCACAGAAUGAUCUUAAAAUAGUGGAUUCCCUUGAAAUUCCAACAGAUGAGUCUAAGUUUCUAGAAGAACUGACAGAACAGCGAGGUUGGGGUCCAUCUGUUCUCUUUGUAGAUAACACUGACUUGAUGCCAAGGAACAUCACCAUAGCAACUGAUACAGUGAAACACAUCAACUUAAUGCCUGUUUAUGGACUAAAUGUCUACAGCAUGUUGAAACAUGAGACGUUGGUUCUUACAUUGGCUGCUGUUGAUAAGAUAGAGGAAAGAAUUUUAUUUCAUCUUAACCGUACAGACUCAAAGAAAGCCAUGGAAAGAUAUCAGAACUGAAACAAUCAUUAAUGUAGUAGUUUCUGCUUUUUUGUAGAAAGAAAACUUGUUUUUGUAUAGCAGUUAUCAAGAAACAUUUAAAAAUAAUAAAGGUUUUAUAGCUCUGUC